UGAAUUUUUUUGGAUUCUGCUGCGUGUGGCGACUGUCUAGUGUAAUUCAGCCAGUCAGUUCGGUUUUCAGUGUUUUAGAAAACAUCGAACAUUGUUCAGCUCCGCAGAUUUGCUGCACAAGACAAGACUGUGAACACACUGUAUGACAGCCCAGUGGCAGGAGGUGCCAGAGGAGUCAAACCUUGGCUCCAGUAUUUUUCCCCUUGUGGUUCUGACUUGUGUGUUGGAGGCAAUGCGUCAUGGUUCACCUGCCAGCCGUCGAAAAGGCAAAACUCCUCAACGUCGCCCGCCGCUGCCGCCUCCGACCUCCCGUUCCCCAAGGCGGAGUGGAGUUUCAAAGCAGCCCACUGUGUCUCCCAAGAAGAGAAGGUUUAGACCAGGAACCAAGGCCUUAAUGGAGAUUCGCAAGUACCAGAAGAGCACAGAUCUUCUGCUCAGAAAGGGACCCUUCUCUCGCCUGGUCCGUGAGGUGUGCCAAAGUUUUUCCAGAGAGGCUCUCAGGUGGCAGGUCUUUGCUCUUCUGGCUCUGCAGGAGGCCGCAGAAGCAUUUCUUGUCAUGUUAUUCUCAGACGCCAACCUGUGUGCCAUCCACGCUAAGCGGGUCACGCUGUUCCCCCGUGACAUUCAGCUGGCCAGGAGAAUCCGUGGGGUGGAUAAUCUGUAAAAACAACACAGUACAGAAUGAAUAAGCGAGUAACAGGAUUGAUACAUAGUGUCUGUUCAGAUACUCUUAUACCGCGUUUCAGUUCAAAUAGCUGUGUAACUGUUUUAAAAUGUUUUCUGGCUUUGAGCUACAUUUUUGGAAUUUGGCUUUAUAAUUUCUUGUCAGAGAACAAAACACGUUUAUCAUUUGUCUUUGCAGAUCAUCGCCAGUUUUAUGAAAAGGUAACAAGUUCAAAUUUAGGUCCUUUGGGUUUGCUACAAGUCAUUUUUAAAAAUGUGAAAGUAAAUGCUACCAAGAAAAGAAAUUCAAGAGAAAAGUGGAAAAUCACUAUAAUCAUUGUCAAGCAGCUGUACAUUAUUGAAUAAUUUUGCUAUACAUAGAUCUGCUGUUUUAGUGCGACUAUUUCUUUGUGUUGCAUUGAUGUGUACAUAUUGUUCUCAGUUCAAGUAAGCUUAUUUUGUUGUAGGAUUUGUUUUUCUAUUCCAUACUUGAUUGACGUUAGUUUUAAUGCUAAUUGACAUUAGGUUGGUUUUUUUUGUUGUUGUUGUUAUUUGUUGUUAUUUAGUUUUUUUCCCCUUUCAGUUAAACAGGAAGUUCAUGCUUGUUUGAUAUCUUCAUAAACAUCUUUUUGGUUUGGUUUGGUUCCAUUUUUGUAAAUGUGAUAACUCAUACACAUGAAUUUCCAAGAUCAACUUUGUUGUGAUUUUAUAAUGUUCAGCAUAAACACUUUCCUAACUGUUAUUCAACACCAUAACUCGGGAACAGAAGGAGGGCGUGACCAUAUUUCACAUUUGUUCAGAUACUGGAUUGCUCACAGUAAUCUUGUGUGUCCACCUUGAAACUAUGUUGACUGUAUAUACGUGUGAAGCAUCCAUGUUUUACAACUUGUAGUUUUGCAGUAACGAGCAUAUUUUGAAGCAAUUGCCGUUCAACACAGGCGAAUUGGUUUUGUUGAUAUUUAACUUCAGGUGACAUUGUAACAUUAUGUGAUGAAGCUGUCAGUCACUAAAUAAAUGAGUCUGGAAAGACGUGGAUGCAAACUG
Scatophagus argus is the source of this 1707-nucleotide messenger RNA. RefSeq names its product histone H3-like centromeric protein A. The record is from RefSeq and is a predicted model, not a curated record. NCBI's taxonomy places the organism in Eukaryota, Metazoa, Chordata, Actinopteri, Scatophagidae. The coding region runs from base 143 to 664 and encodes 173 amino acids. Gene Ontology annotation, molecular function: protein heterodimerization activity; structural constituent of chromatin; DNA binding. Gene Ontology annotation, cellular component: nucleosome. The transcript is spliced from 6 exons.